AUGUUAAUACUCCGACAUCUUGCUGUUGCCCCUGGGAGUGGAUGUACUACUCAGAAAAGCAACCCCUUCCAAGCCAAUGAAAGCUCAGGCGCUGACACUGCGCAUGUAGACCAUGGCACUCUCCGUCAGAUCUUGAAGACUACCUGCGAGGGUUUGAAUGUCGCGAAACAGAGGGGUUUCGAGAGUACCUGCGAAGUUGUGGAGACUGCCAGCGGUAACGGUGCUCGCAAGGGCGUGGACAUCACGCGAGAGAAUGGAGGUUCUGGGCCUGACAGCGCUCAAAACUGCCAGCACACUGCGCGUAUAUGCGACAAAACCCCGUUUGGUUCGGAUAUUGCCUGUGGCAGCUUGGAUGUCGCGUUGAGUCUCAUCCGGAGAAGCGGUGGAAGCAUUGGUAGUGGUCGCGGCCUGGGACAUGCGGAUGGGAGUCUGAAGAACGAGGAUUUGGAACUCAUUGAUUCUGGGGCUAAAGUCCGCAAUCUUAUCCAGAAGCCUCUUCAGACGCUCGUUGCUAUCAACAAAGAGGCAUGUUACAUUUAA
Penicillium maclennaniae is the source of this 540-nucleotide messenger RNA. RefSeq lists its product as uncharacterized. Lineage: Eukaryota; Fungi; Ascomycota; Eurotiomycetes; Eurotiales; Aspergillaceae. The transcript is spliced from 3 exons. Bases 1 to 540 code for a protein of 179 amino acids. The record is from RefSeq and is a predicted model, not a curated record.